UUUAUAUAUUUAUACAUUUAUAUUUAUACAUAUUAUAAUGGUAGCAAUAAGCAGAACCCCUCUGCGCUGCCGGGUUUCAUGCUAGUUGCUCCGAAUUCAUUAAUGGCCAUCUCGGAAAUAGGCAUCAACAAAGAGCUGCGACUGUGCUGCCACACGCGCGGAAUCAGAAAACUGCCUAUGUUACUCGUAUGUAUGCGAGUUUUGAUGAAAUUUACACAGGAUUGAAAAGUGUAAACACAAAUGUCACUCUGACUCGGCAAGCAGUUCGACUAGCAGUUUUAAAUGAUUAUUAUUGAUAAAACAUUUUUCAUUAUAUAUUUGAUGCUACAAAUCUUUUAUUUUGUAGUUUGCCCAGUUCACUGAACGCCUGAAGAUUAGCUGUAUAAUUAAUUGACAAUAAUAUUUUGAUACUUGCAACACAUAUCAAACGCAAUUUACCAAAGACAGAGUUUUGAUUAAAGGUUUUUACUUUAAUUCAGCGGUCAUGAAUUUGGAACUAUUAGAAUCUUUUGGUCAAAAUUAUCCAGAGGAAUUUGAUGGCACAUUGGACUGUAAUUCCUUGGCAGUCACUUGCGCAUUCAAUAAAAGAGGCACAUUACUUGCUGUUGGCUGCAAUGAUGGAAGAAUUGUUAUAUGGGAUUUUUUAACAAGAGGUAUUGCAAAAAUCAUCAGUGCCCAUGUACAUCCAGUUUGUUCUUUGAGUUGGUCAAGAAAUGGUCACAAGUUACUAAGUGCUUCAACGGAUAAUAAUGUUUCUAUGUGGAAUGUUCUUUCUGGAGAAUGCGAUCGCAAAUACAGAUUUCCAACUCCCAUUUUAAAAGUUCAAUUUCAUCCAAGAAAUUUAACAAAGUUUUUAGUGUGUCCAAUGAGACAUGCUGCAGUAAUUGUUGAUAUUGAAGGAACUCAUCAAGUUCUUCCCCUUGACCAAGAUAGUGACUUAAACAUUGUUGCUUCGUUUAAUAGACGAGGAGAUUAUAUUUUUACGGGUAACGGUCGUGGCAGAAUCUUAGUUCUCGAUGCUAAUACGUGUACAGUCAAAGCUUCUUUCAAAAUAUCUCAAGGAACUGCCAGCAAUACUGCUGUAAAAAGUAUUGAAUUUGCUAGAAGAGGCUCGUGCUUUCUAGUAAAUACCGCAGACAGAGUUAUCAGAGUUUACGAUAGUGUCGAAGUUUUAGCAUAUGGUCAAGACGGUCAACCAGAACCAAUACAAAAGCUGCAAGAUCUCGUCAAUAAAACUACGUGGAAAAAGUGCUGCUUUUCGGGGGACGGUGAAUACGUUUGUGCUGGAUCUGCGAGACAACAUGCCUUGUACAUUUGGGAAAAAAGUAUUGGAAAUUUACAAAAAAUUCUUCAUGGCACAAAGGGUGAACUAUUGCUCGAUGUUGUGUGGCAUCCAGUACGGCCCAUUAUUGCUUCGAUAUCGUCGGGAGUGGUUUCAAUAUGGGCUCAAAAUCAAGUAGAAAAUUGGUCUGCAUUUGCGCCAGAUUUCAAAGAACUCGAUGAAAAUGUUGAGUACGAAGAGCGUGAAAGUGAGUUUGAUCUCAGUGACGAAGACAAAUCUAUUGUUCAAGGGGAAGAGGCCCAUGAUGAAGAGGUAGAUGUAGAUGUUGCAUCGAUCGAUCGAGUAGCUGCUUUUUGUAGCUCCGAUGAGGAGAUUGAGGAUCAAGAAUCAUUACAAUUUAUUCCAAUUUCUCCGGACGUUGAAGACAGUGACGAACCACCCAGUGCAAUUAAAAAUGAAGAAACACCUUCAAAAAAAUUCAAAUACCACGAUAUUGAUUUGCCAAAUGCUCCGACUGAUGCAGCUCAUCCAAUGUUUAAUAAAACAAAAGACAAGCCAGCAGCUAAAAAGGGUAGACCUAGAUUGGAACAUCGAAAAGGCAAAUAACAAGACUGAUGAAUUAAAAAUAAUGAUGAUAUUUGCAAUGGAUGAUUUCAAUAAUACAUGUGUACAUAGAUAUAUUUUUUAAUAAUUAUAAAUUAAAUUCACAACGUAA
Trichogramma pretiosum is the source of this 1997-nucleotide messenger RNA. RefSeq names its product retinoblastoma-binding protein 5 homolog (gene Rbbp5). The coding region runs from base 485 to 1888 and encodes 467 amino acids. The transcript is spliced from 7 exons. NCBI's taxonomy places the organism in Eukaryota, Metazoa, Arthropoda, Insecta, Hymenoptera, Trichogrammatidae. Gene Ontology annotation, molecular function: protein binding. Gene Ontology annotation, cellular component: Set1C/COMPASS complex. The record is from RefSeq and is a predicted model, not a curated record.